UUAUUUUUUAAAAAAUAAAAUAAAAUAGGACAGAAAAUGUUUAUCGUACAAGAGAAUGCAUCUUCAUCGAACCAUGGCAUGGUUUGUAACCGACACUAGCCGGUCAAGACGGUUAUUUGAUCGCAUCAUUGUUAUUGACUACAAAAGGCAUCGAAUUUACGAGAAUAACAGCAAAGUCGGAGAAGGACCAAUUUGUAUUUAACGAACUAGCCAGGACGUUGUAGUUCUAACGCUUCCAUAAAGUGCUACUCCCCUCGCCUUCUUCUUCCCUUCGCGAUCGCUCGUGCUUGUUCCAGAAGAAAAAGAUUCGUUCUCUGCCGCUCGUCAUUCUUCCGCUGCUAGAGCGCAUCUUCUCGUCCGCGCCUGGAAGUCGCUCUUUUUGGUGCUCUGCAUCUAGCCAGCUUCCUGGAGGCCGAGUGGGAAGUUCUAGCUGCAAGAGGUGGCCGUAAAUAAAAUUUGAGGUUAAGCAUUUGGAAUGGUAUGCAGUGGUUGAAUCUGUACGUUGAUGUUCACCUCCGAGUGAUUUCGUUGAACCUAUAUUGUAGGGUGAUUCUGUGAUUAAUUUCUAUCUGUUUCUUCCCUUCUACUGUUUUCUCCCUUCUCUUAUUCAGGCAUUAAAUCCCUCACUCUUGGUGUAGCUUCUUCUGCUUGUCUCCUUAAUUAUAUUCUUGUUCAUCAAGUAUCAUUUUGAUAUUUUCCUCUUGAUUUCUUUGUGCUCCCUUGGUUUCUUGGUGAACUGGUUAUCUUGAGGAAAGAACUCUAGGAAUGGUGUGCCAAGCAGAAACAAGGACAACGUUCCAAGCUUUGAAACAUGAGAAUGGGAUUGCUGGUAGCUCCACCAUAAUCAUUAGGAUUAUUGCUUGCUUCCGUCCAUUGCAAGAUUGCCAGGCUGAAUACUUCCGCCACCUCCUAAAGCCAGUUGCGUAAAUUAUCGUCUGUUGCAGUUCAUCUUCAAUCAAACUCGAAGAAUUUUGCCUCCUUUUUUAUUUUUGGUUAGAUCCUCUCGUGUGGGAAUAAUAUUUGACACUACAAUUGCCUGAGGUGAUUAACACGCACAUUCUUUUGAUGGGGCAAGAUAAUAAUCCUCGUAUCAAUUUGCAGUGCCCAAUUUGGCAAUUUAGUUACAUAAUCUCUGCUAGAGAUAACAGACAAUUUGCUAUCAGGCGUCAAAACUUGAAUCCAGUGUUUUUCUCUACUUGCGUUAGUCCAAAUGCUUGUGUCUUGCCAGUGACUUUUGCAACACCUUUCCCUGAUUUCUACGCACGCAAUUUCUUUCACAAAGCUUCACCUUUGAUUCCUCCUCUGGCCCCAUUUCAUGUCACUUCCAAAUUUGAUGGCUCAGAGAAGAGAUACUUGGUUUUUGAUCAGCUAAGGGAUGGAAGGAACUUUGCCUUUAGCUCAUCAAGUGUCCCCAUUCCAUGCAUGGAUUCUGUGAACCCAGGUUUCGAUGUGCAGGGCAGCACUGAACCUAAUACUUCUGAUUGGCAUGGAUCUGAAGAGAUACAUGAAAAUACUGAGGAACUUGAUGCACUGUUAUACUCAGAUUCCGAUGACAAUCAUGUUGUAGAUGAAGCCAGCACUGGAAGUUCUCCAAUUGAAGAAGUGGAGAAGACUGUUUCUGCGGUGGCUAGCUCUGUACUUUCAGUAAAGCGGAAAAGAGCUGAUGAUGAAUUUGAUGCAUCAGUUACAGAUACUGCAAGUUCGCAAGUUCUUCACUUUCCUAAUAUCUCUUCAGAUAACAGGAAUAAAGAGGAUGACAACUCUGCAUCCAUCUGCUUUGAGUUAGUAGAUGAUCAAAUUGAAGAGACCAGGCAACUCAAGAGAACGAAAAUUCAGGAAACAGUUGGCCUAUUGAGAAAGAUCAUCCCUGGUGGUAAUGCGAUGGACGCCAUAACUGUCCUUGACAAGGCCAUCAACUAUCUCAAGUCCCUUAAGUUAAACGUCAAAUCUUUUGAAACUUUUCCAUAGUAUCUAUUUGAGCAAUAGUUUCAUCAAUAGCACCCCAUAUGAGGGUGGUGUUAUGAGAAGAGAGAAAAGUAAGUCAAACAGUUACUCCUCACACAGCUGGAAUAUGAUUGAAUGCACGAAUCAAAUACUUGUAAGGGGAAGAGGAAUAUGAUGGUGCAAUAAAGCAUAACUAUGUUGUAGUGUUUGUUUGUGCAAAGGGAGGACUUCAAAUUAGCACAAAGCUUCUUUUGACCAAAAGUUUUGAUGGGCUACGCAAGGUGUGCGCAUGGGGGACGGAUCUACAAAGGGUAGGAAAGCAUGCACAUGUUAUGUUGUGCGGUGAUUGUGACUCGGUUGGUGUGCUCCUUUGAACAGCAGAGUAGCAUUGCAGUGAAGGAAUGCAAGUCUGGUUGUGCUGUGCCACUUUAAUGAUUUCCUUGAGGUUUGUGGAUGUUAUGUUGCUUUUGUUGGCAUGGGGAGUGAAGGAAGAAGCUUCAUUCAUUACUUUACCUUGCUAUGGGGCCGUUCUUGAAAUGCUUUGAAGAAAAAGGCAUUUGGCUUCAUGAUGAGUGGAUAAGUUUGUGGUCCAUUGAUCCUUUGUUUUUCACACAAGUGGGUGCCACUGUGCUAUUGGAAGGUCUGUCUCUUGUUAAGCUUGCUAUUGGAUGAGUCUGGGAAUGCUUGCUGGAAAGACUUUGUGCCGGCAUGAUGGUUUGGAAUGCUCAUGGUUUUUUGCUAUUGCUAUCCUCAACUUCUUUGUUGUUGACUUUGAUGGCAGAUAUUGUCGAGAAUGAGGCUUUCUACUAUGACUUCAUUCCAUUGUUUGUGCUUAUUGAUAAGCUAUUUAUGUCAUUGUUUGUGGUUUGAUAUGUGUGUGCUUGUGUGUGUUUGAUCGCGUUAAGCAUGUUGCAGAAUAAAAGGUAUUGACACAAAGAUUUAGUGUUAGCAACUGAGAUUAUCAUUCUCUUCCUAUAAUGAUAAGCAUUAACCA
Molecule: messenger RNA, 2938 nt
Organism: Zingiber officinale
Lineage: Eukaryota; Viridiplantae; Streptophyta; Magnoliopsida; Zingiberales; Zingiberaceae
Product: transcription factor bHLH143-like
Exons: 4
Coding region: 1066-1968 (300 amino acids)
Molecular function (GO): protein dimerization activity
Source: RefSeq, a predicted model, not a curated record